AUGAACAACACGCUUCAGUGCUCACUCUGUCCAGACUGCUUCAAACGGUCGUUCCCUACCACAGGGCCACCGACUAAGCCCCCUCGGUCGUUGAGCAACAGAUUUUAUCGCGCACUGGAUCAUGUCCCCGCUGAUGUCCGAGUAUACCUCUCCAACGCGAGUCAGCUUGAGCACCUCUUCACUGCGCGCGCCAGAGCCUACAAGAACGUGUACAAGCUAACUCGUUUCGGAGAUCCCAAAGUUCAACAAGAAUAUACGCGCGGAAACACCCUCAUCUUCAGCCAGAACACCGCUUCGUUCACCGAUGUACUCUCUAUGUUAGUCGAGGAACUCGCUGACAGUGUGUGCGUUCUAUUCUGCAGAGGGAACCCCAACCUUGCGGAGCUGGACAAGUGUCGACCCAUGAUCGUGAAGCAGAGUCGGAUCCAAAAGAUGCUCAGGUGGUUGAUCAACGAAAGCAAGAAUCCGGCGUACUCUGCCGUCUCCUUUCUUCAUGGCGAAAGACUUGCACAGCUCGUUCGACGCAAUUCUUAUCGCAGAAACGAUGCGAGCGCGGAAGUAAAGCCUUCCGAUAGGUGA
Molecule: messenger RNA, 579 nt
Organism: Microbotryum saponariae
Lineage: Eukaryota; Fungi; Basidiomycota; Microbotryomycetes; Microbotryales; Microbotryaceae
Source: the annotation of a GenBank genome assembly